This is a messenger RNA of Nothobranchius furzeri (turquoise killifish), 2828 nucleotides long. Lineage: Eukaryota; Metazoa; Chordata; Actinopteri; Cyprinodontiformes; Nothobranchiidae. The record is from RefSeq and is a predicted model, not a curated record.
AAAGCUAUGUAAAACUAUAUGUAUAUCAUUCUCAUUGGGCUUUCCCAAGCUUACUCACUUAGUCAGAUGGUCCCGUUGCCAUGGAAACAGAGGGCUGAAACAAGGCACGUGGCAAGCUGCACAUUUAUAAAUUAUGGCAGCAGCUCAAGAACAUUCAAGAGAAGGAGGGAGAGUGAUGGUUUAUGGUGGCCCUGGCAGGAAUGAAGAUGAAGAGGAAGAAACUGACAUAUAUGUGGUUUUGUUGAGUGUUUUGGUGCAUCAUGGGCAGGUGGGUCUCUGCUUUUACGACAGCGAGGACUCCUCUCUACACUACAUGGCUGACACUCCUGACAACCACGAUCUUCACUUGUUGGCCAGAGUCAUUGAGGAGGUUAAGCCCCAGGUAAUCAUCACCAGUGCAAAGCAGGAACGGUGCUUGACUCGCUACUUACAAAGCCUCGAUUCCAACCAACACUACAAGCCAGAGGUGGUAACUUACCCAUAUGCAGACUUUGGUCUGGAGGUUGGUAAACAGAGGCUUCUCUCUGCCCACCUGCCUUUCCUUCCAGCCAACAUUUCAGAAAGAGACAAACUGUCCUACCUUUCCUCCUGUAUCACUUUUGAUUCGCCCCUGAUGCUUAGGGCGGUGGGUGCUCUGCUAAAGUGUCUGGACAGGAGGAGAGUGGGAGUGGAACUGGAAGACAGCAGUGUUGGCGUUCCAGUUCUGCAGUUUCAUGCCUACACGCUCAAAGAUGUGGUGUGCAUCGACAAAGACACUUACAGUGUUCUCCAGAUCUUCAAGUCUGACCUGCAUCCAUCAGUGUACAAGCUCCAUUCAGGUGAAAAGGAAGGCCUCAGUCUUUAUGGGAUUUUGAACUGUUGUAGGAGCAAAUCUGGGUCCAAACUGCUUCGUCAGUGGUUUCUGCGUCCAACUCAAGACCUGGCGGUGCUACAAAGGAGACAGGAAGUGAUAGUUUUCUUCACCUCACCUCGACACUCAGACAUCCUGAAGACCCUGCAGACGUCAUUACGCAACUUCAGAAACAUACCAAGUCUCCUGCGCCGUAUGUCCCUCUCUAACACCAAAGUCACAGACUGGCAAAGUCUCUACAAGACGGUUUGCAGUGCGUUGUGUAUCAGGGACACGGUCCGAAACCUGCCUCAGUCCAUUCAGGUGUUUCAUGAGAUCACCGAAGGCUUCUCUGAUGAUCUCCACAACAUGUGCAACCUCAUCAGCCGAGUCGUGGAUUUUGAGGCCAGCUUAGAGGAAAAUCGCUUCACCAUCAAACCAAACGUUGAUCCUGCCAUCGAUGAGAAGAAGAGGAGGAUGAUGGGAUUGUCUGACUUCCUGACAGAUGUAGCCAGAAGGGAGCUUGAAAGCCUGGACCCUCAAAUCCCCUCCUGCUGCGUCAUUUACAUCCCGCUGAUUGGGUUCCUGCUGACUGUGCCUCGGCUGCCGAGUAUGGUGGAAAAGGAGGAUUUUGAAAUGGAGGGCCUUGAAUUUAUGUUCCUCUCAGAGGACCGACUGCAUUACCGCAGUCAGAGAACCAGGGAGCUGGACAACCUCCUGGGAGACCUCCACUGUGAUAUUAGAGACAUGGAGACGGCAGUGAUGACGCAGUUGCAGAACACAAUCCUGGAGAGGAGCCCAUCGCUGUACCAGGUUCUGGGUCUCACUGCCGAGCUGGACUGUCUGAUGGCUAUGAGCAGUGCUUCCCAGGAGUACAGCUACACACACCCCAAGCUCACCAACCACAGAGAGAUAGCAGUCACCCAGGGCAGACAUCCACUGCUGGAGCUGUGCUCUCCUGUGUACGUGGCCAACUCCUUCCACAGUUCUGAAUCAGACGGCAGAAUCAAGAUCAUCACUGGCCCCAACUCAUCUGGCAAGAGCAUCUACCUCAAACAGGUAGGUCUGAUAGUAUUCAUGGCUCUGAUUGGCUCAGACGUGCCGGCGAAGGAGGCAGAGAUCGGUCUGGUGGACGGGAUCUUCACCCGCAUGCAGAGCAGAGAGUCGGUGUCGUUGGGCCUCAGCACCUUCAUGAUAGACCUGAACCAGAUGGCCGUGGCUCUUAACAGCAGUACUGGCAACUCACUAGUUCUCAUCGAUGAAUUUGGAAAAGGAACAAACACGGUGGACGGACUGUCUUUACUGGCUGCAUCAAUCUCUCACUGGCUGAGAAGGUCUCCGGUGGCCGUUCCUUGCGUCCUGUUGGCUACGAACUUCCACAGUCUGCUGCAGCUGGACCUGCUUCCAACCAGCGCCCUGCUGUCCUUCCUGACUCUGGAGACUGCCAUAGAUGGAGAUGAGUUGGUGUUUCUCUACCAGCUGAAGGAGGGAGUCUGUCAGUCGAGCUAUGCUGCCAACAUCGCUACGCUGGCAGGCCUGCCAGCUGGCCUUGUACGCAGAGCUGUGGAGGCUGAUGAGAUCUUCCUGUUAAGGUGUCUGAACUUUACCGGACAGGGAAACCCAUCAAACGCACAGAUAAAUCAUCAGACGAGCAGUCCAGGAGGUGCAGCUCGGUGGUGGAGAAGUUCCUGAAUCUUGACCUGGAGGACAAAGACUUGGAUCUGCCGAGUUUCAUGAAAGAUGACGUCCUGCCCUCUGCUGGAGAGCUGCUGAACCACAGCUGAGGGUUUCUACGGCUCUGUGGUCAGUGUGUUUCCACCCGGGUUCAUCUUCUGACAGAACAACAACAAUUCGACUUUAAACACAUUUAUACGGGGUUCAGUGGUUGGUGUAGCAACGACAGUUUGUUUUCGGUGCACUGUGCAUCGUCCCGUGUGUUUAAUGUGGAGGAAACAGCAUAGGUUUGUUUUAUUCAACAAUAAAUUGUAUAAAAACUUGA